GUGCAGAUAUAAUGACUUUCACGAACGUGCUAAGUUCAUUUGGAAGUAGUAAGAGUUAAGAGUUGGUGUGUGAUUCAGUGUGUCUGGACGAUAGUUAUGUGUUGAUAGAAAUUUCAAGGCUAGUGCUAACAUUCUUUGGAAGAAAAACACAACCGAGUUCCUCUAAGGUGAAUGUGUAAGCUACGGUGGAAAAAAUCUGAUGUUCUUAUAGUUCUUCACAUGCGUGUAGUUAAGAGGCCACUGAAACGACGUUAACUUUAUGUUCUUUUUGCAGUUCGUCGCAAGGAGCUAGCACCUUAAGUGCCAGAUUAAUAUAAACUGUAAAAAUGUCCCGCUGGGUGAGGUGUUUCGUUUGGGCGAAUCUGCUAGCUGUAUAUUUUGUUUUCGCCUCUUCGAUGGAAACCUCCGAACUUUUAGGCAAAUGUGAGCCCAUUCGGAUUGAACGUUGCAAAGGUCUGGGUUACAACAUAACAGGAAUGCCGAAUUUAGUGGGUAAUGAAAUACAACAAGAAGCAGAAAUGCAGCUACAAACAUUUUCCCCUCUCAUUCAGUACAACUGUUCAUCUCAAUUAACGUUCUUCUUGUGUUCUGUCUACGUACCAAUGUGUACUGACAAAGUACCUCAACCAAUAGGUCCUUGCCGGCCAUUAUGUGAAAGUGUAAAGUCUCGCUGUCUUCGUGUGUUAGAAAAUUUUGGAUUCCACUGGCCAGUCGCUCUUAAUUGUUCCAAGUUUCCUCCCGAAAACAACCAAAAACACAUGUGCAUGGAUGGACCAGAACCGAAGGAAUAUGAAAAGAAUGGUUACUCCUAUAGGAAUAGUCGUCCGAAUGAAAGGGUCACAAAUAUUCCAGUUCGGACGAAACCAUCGACGUCACCUAACAUGCAGCGUCGUGGGAUAUGUGAAAAAUACAAACUCUCUAAUUUUUUCUAUUUUAUAAACCGAACUCGCCGCUGUGCACACAAAUGUUCUGCUGAUAUUCUGUUUAGCACCGACAACAAAAAGUUUGCCGAGAACUGGGUGGCAGUAUGGGCAAGUGGGUGCUUCGCCUCUACUUUAUUCACUGUGCUGACUUUCCUCGCCGACACCAACAAAUCUCGUUACCCAGAGAGAGCCAUUUUAUUCUUAAGCGCUAGCUAUAAUGUCUAUAGCAUCGCUUACUUCAUACGGUUAAUAGCUGGACGUUUGGAAGUCUCGUGUCACGAGGACAGUCAACAUGGUGUGUCCAUCCUCAUUCAAGAAGGUCUGGACAACAUAAACUGUACCAUCGUUUUCACCUUGUUGUACUUCUCCAGUAUGGCUAGUGCAGUCUGGUGGUUAGUUCUGACCUUUACAUGGUUUCUGGCUGCAGGAUUGCGAUGGAGCCAUGAAGCCAUUAUGCGACGAUGUACAUAUUUUCACCUGGCUGCUUGGGCCUUACCAUCUUUCAAGACUAUCGCCAUCUUGGUAAUGCGCAUAGUAGAUGCCGACGAACUAACUGGCACAUGCUAUGUAGGCAACCAGAGUGAAAAAACUUUGAUGGGAUUUGUAAUCGCCCCAACCCUCACUUACUUGUUGUUGGGAGCUUUGUUUCUGAUAGCUGGACUGGCCGCCAUGUUUUGUUCCAGAGGUCAACAGGAGCCGCCACCGACAAAUCCGAACAAAAAUGAAAAACUGGAAGUGCUGAUGGUUCGGGUAGGGAUAUUUGCUCUUUUGUACACAGUUCCAGCAACAUGCGUCCUUGCAGCUAAUUUUUACGAAUAUGCCUAUAGAGAUCAGUGGAUGUCAUCAGAGUCCAUAUUACGACCAAACGUAGAAAUUUUCACUCUAAAAAUCUUCAUGUCUCUAGUAGUGGGUAUUACUACAGGUCUAUGGAUCUGGUCCAGCAAGAUGCCUCAAAAUAUUUGGAUGAAGGCAUGGAGAAGAUUUAGGUCCGGACAUAGAAAACAGCCCUUACCCCCGUAUUCGUUUGUCACUGGUCAGCAGAAGCAAUUGAUCGAGUUUGAGUUAGCUAUAGAAAAACCUAAAAGAACAAGAAGGAAAAAAGAAAGGGGAACGCCAGUUUGACACCUGGAAAUUCUGUGAGGUGUACUUCUAAAUUUGCAUGGCAUUUAGAUAAUGUAAAUAUGUGCAUUUUAAAACUUGUAAAUAAGAUAUAAAGUUUAAAAUAUUUUCUUAACUUCAGUUUUUUUUUUAAGCUUAAAUGGUUUCUUGAAAUGUAAAUAUAAUGAACCCUAUAUGUACAGUUGUAAAGUUAGUGUUAAAGUGUGCCAUUCUUAUGUAUUUUAAGGAUAAUGAGUAAUGAUGUUCCUAUGAAUCUUAACCGUGGAAAAAAUAUAUAUAUUGAAUAUUUUAAACUUGAUGUCUUGUGUACUGUUUAAUACACGCUUACUGAGACUGGUACAUUUUCCCACUUUUUAAAGUUGAAUUUCACAUACUACAAAUACAGCAAAUAAUGGAGCUGAAAGUAAUACACAAAUUUUCAUUGUUAGUAGUUAAUGAUUAAUUAAAAUAAAUACUCGAAAACAUCUAAUGGAUAUCGCUAAUAAAUAUAAUAUUUAUAAGAAA
Limulus polyphemus (Atlantic horseshoe crab) is the source of this 2546-nucleotide messenger RNA. RefSeq names its product frizzled-4-like. Bases 327 to 2045 code for a protein of 572 amino acids. Gene Ontology annotation, cellular component: plasma membrane. Gene Ontology annotation, biological process: canonical Wnt signaling pathway; non-canonical Wnt signaling pathway. The transcript has a single exon. The record is from RefSeq and is a predicted model, not a curated record. Gene Ontology annotation, molecular function: Wnt receptor activity; Wnt-protein binding. Lineage: Eukaryota; Metazoa; Arthropoda; Merostomata; Xiphosura; Limulidae.